Pocillopora verrucosa is the source of this 815-nucleotide messenger RNA. Lineage: Eukaryota; Metazoa; Cnidaria; Anthozoa; Scleractinia; Pocilloporidae. The record is from RefSeq and is a predicted model, not a curated record.
AUCUGAUGAGUCUGAAGAAAAUGCAGACUCCAAAGUGAAUAGAAAAGAAGAGUAUAAAAAUGGGAGAGAAAAAGAAGGAAGAGAAAAUGGGAAUGUCAACCAUCACACAACAGAGCAACCAUCAAAGAAAAGAAAGGAAGACUUCUCAGAAUCAAAGUCUGAGGUUAAAAAGCCUUCCCCAGAGAAGAAAAAGGAAGUACCAAAGACAACUCCUGUCAAAGUCAGAGGAUGUGGUUGAAAUUCCACCCUCAUUGGAAAAGAAAAAGUCUGGCUACUGUAGUUUUAUGGCAAGAGAUGGUCCUAGGGCACUUGGUUCAAAGGAAAUCCCUCAGGGAGCGGAAAACUGUUUGGAUGGACUGACAUUUGUUAUUAUGCAAAUCUUGGAAAGUAUUGAGAGAGAGGAGGCUGCUGAUUUGAUUCAAAGAUAUGAUGGAAAAGUUACCCAAUCAGUGAGCAAGAAAACAAGUUAUGAUGUGGUGGGAUGGGAUCCUGGAGAGAGCAAACUUUCCAAGGCGAAGCAAUGUGGAAUAUCAAAAAUGGAUGAAGAUGGUCUGUUUGAGCUUGUGAGAACAAAACCAAGCAAUGAGACCAGCUAUGAAUCACCAAGUGUGGAGAAGAAGGAGAAAGCUGAACCAAUGGAGUCCCUCAGCCAGGGAAAAGAUCAGUUUGAGAGUGAUUCAUCACAACUGAGUGAAAGAUCCAUGUCAUUUCCAGCAAUACAAACACCAUCAUCAUCACCUGCACUGAAAGGCAUGUAGAAUUAACAAAUGGCAUCGUCUGGAGAAUAGAGGGAUUCAGAUACAGGUACAAAACAA